AUGUGUGAUACAACUUUUAUUGAACCUAAAUAUCCACUUCCAAGUAAUGACUUUUCAAAUAAUAACCACAAUAUAUUUAUUAAUGUGACAAGUUCUUAUUCUGAAGAUCAUCAAAGGUCAACUAAUAAUUUAAAUAAAAUUGCAGAUGAUAGUAAUGGUUCCAUUUUACCAUUAUUAUCUAAAUGGGCUGUAGAUCACAAUAUAACAUUGACAGCUCUCUCUUCAUUAUUAAAGGUUUUGAGGGUUCAUGACUAUUUCAAGUAUUUUCUGGUAGAUGCUAGGACUGUUUUAAAAACAAAUAAUAAUUCUCAACGUAAUACUCACACAAUUGUAACAGUUCAGCCUGGAUUUUAUUAUCACUUUGGAAUUGCUAAUGGGUUGAAAUUUGACUAUAAUUUGAUGGAUGGCUUGCCACUUACUAAAAGUUCAUCUAGUAUGUUCUGGCCUAUACUUGGAUAUGCUCGGUAUUCUGGUAAACCUCGUGUAUUUUUAAUUGGUUUAUAUUGGGGAAGAGAAAAACCGCAUAUGUCUGAUUUUGGGAAAAAAUUUGUUACUGUGGAUACAUUUUGCUGUGAUGUCCCAGCUAAAAGUUUUAUAUUGUAUACAAAAGCUCAUAAUGGAUACUAUUCAUGUUUAAGAUGUACUGUAGAAGAUGAUGAACAUCAUAUUGGUGAAACAGUUUCCAUUUUAACUGAAAUUCCUCAAAUAAACAUGAUCGAUAACUUUAGUAUGGAUUACAUGCAUUUAGUUUGCUUAGAAUCUCUGAUAUCGGCAAAAGCGUAUGCAGACAAGGCGACUAUCUUUAGUGAUUUAUCUGGUGAAGAUGAUAAAUCAAAAAGAAAACUACUUGCAAAGAAAAAUACUCAGUCCUAUUAUGAUUGUCCUGAAUAUCCAGAAUCUGAAGAUGAAGCUUUUAAUGAAACCUUAUAUUUGAAAAGAUCAGCAGCAGCAAGUUUGUCACCGUCGCCAAUAAAAAAGGAUUCUGAAGAUGAAGUUUAUAAUAAAACCUUAUUAUCUUUGAAAAGACCAGCUGGCUGGUCACCAUCUCCAAAAAAAAAGGUAGAGAAAGUUCAGCUUAAUUCGUCCAUUUCCAUCAAUUCAAUUAAACGACCAACAACUAAUAUUGGUGCCUCUACUCAAAGGUCAACAAUAGUAAAAAAAAAAUUGUCUUAUAAUGAAUCUUCUGUUGAAAGUGAUGGCAAAGGAAUAAUGAGUUAUAAAAUCAGUGGGGAUGAAGAUAAUAAUGAAAAUAACUAUAUAACUGGUGGUAACAACAACGACAAUCCUAAUUCACUAAGAUUGGCUGAAAUCAAAUAUAGAAAUAACAAAAGUCCACAAAUAAUAAUUGCAACACCUCCAGCAUCUAGAUCAUUAGUAACUUCAGAAGGUCUCAUUACACCAACUGCAGAACUUGGUAAAGAUUUUCAAAAAGAAGUCCUUCAUGAUCUGUCUUUUGUAAGACAUGAAUUAAGACGAAUAGUAAACAACCAAAGAGAUUUUACCCAAAGAUUUGAUGUAAUGGAAAGUAUUUUGGAAAAAAUGCAAUCAUCAUCUGACUUUUCUGGCACCAUGAAUAAGUCAUCUACACCAAUACUAGACGUGACAGGUGGUUAUUCAUUACCAAUUGAUAACUUACAAGGCCUUGAAAUAUUUGAAGAACGAAAAGAUGGUACACUCCGCAUUAAUUUAGUAAGUCAAUUAUCCUAUUUAGGCGGUAAACAUGUCAAGUCAGUGGUUAAAAGGAUCAUGGGUAAAUUAUUUAAAGACAAAUUACCUAAAGAGUUUUCAUACACUGGAAAAAAGAAAUUUUCAACCUUGACAACUUGUUCAGUUAUAUUUGAUGCUGUCAAAACUCAAUCCAAAUUUAAACAAGUAUCUCAAAGUGAAAUGGAAGAAAUUAUAAAAUACAUUCUUGCUCAAGCACCAUUCAACCUCAAGAGGCAAAGUGAAAAAAAGCUUACAUUAGUUUAAAAAAGAUUGUUAUAAUGAAUUUAAUUUUUAAUGUAUUUUUAAAAACAAAACCUUUUCAUAAAUUGUUUUUAAACAUCAAAGUAGAUGUAGAAGAUUUAAUACUUCUGAUUUUUUUAAAUAAAAAACUAAUAAAAACAACUGUAAUAUUGUAUAUUAAUAUUAAUAACUACAGUAUACAAAACAAAUAAUUCAGUAAUUAAAAUUAAAAAAUACUCACAAUAUUUGUAUAGUCUAAAUUUAUAAUUUCAUUAUAAUAUAAUAUAACAAUACACUUUAAAUUAAAUUAGUUGUUAUGAAGACAGACAGUCUUAAAACAAACUCUUUUCUGGACGUUUUCAAAACGUAUUAUGCAUAAAAAAAUUGCACAGUUGUCGUAGCAGUCAGUUUCUAUAUCAACUCGUGUGACAUCAAAUAGGAAUUAUUCUUGUUUUUUUAAAUAGUUUUUUCGAAAAAUAUAUGUAACAUGUAUAGCUCAUACAAUUAUGAAUUUAUAGUUAAUGGAAAUGCGGAUGUUUAUACUUCAUAGAUAUUUUUUUAGUUAAUAAUCGUGUAAAUAAUUUGAUUAAACAAUCAGCCAGCUACCUACUUAUCACUAGUAUCAAUUUUAUUAUAUUACGUGUAAAAUCACCGACACAAGGUGCAGACUGCAUUUAAAAAAUUAAAAACAUAAAAUAAUGUUGUAGUACAAGCUGGAAACUGUAGUUUAUUCUAAUUUUUAAUCCAAUUAAUGUAACCGAGAAUGUAACUAUUAAAUUCAUCAUUGAAUGAUUAUUCAGAGAUCAGUUUGGGAUAAAUGUAAAUUAAAUUAAAAAUAAUUAAAAAAUAAAGAACACAUCAUUGUAAAAUUAAUACAGUAAUCGAUCCGCUCAGAAUCUAAAAUUAUAGACUUGGAGUUUUAGAAAUAUAUAUGGCUUUAUGUUAACUUUAAAAUACAGUACCUAUAAUCACAUUUUUAUUUAAUAAUUCAUAAAAUACAAUAUACUCUUAUAAAAAUAUUCUUGUGCUUCUGAUAUCUAUUCACCACCUUAAUCAAUAAUUAAAUUGAUAAACGAAAAUAAUAUUUGAA
This is a messenger RNA of Metopolophium dirhodum (rose-grain aphid), 3037 nucleotides long. RefSeq lists its product as uncharacterized. NCBI's taxonomy places the organism in Eukaryota, Metazoa, Arthropoda, Insecta, Hemiptera, Aphididae. The record is from RefSeq and is a predicted model, not a curated record.